ACAUCUGUGAAAUCAUUUGGUAUUAUUGAAAACCUUCAAUGGCACAACCUCGGCCUAAGUGUCACUAACAGUAACGUCACGGUGACUAUUGAUGAUAAAGAGUUAUAUUCUCCCCCACUCACGUACAUUUGCUACAUUGUUAGAACCGGAGGACUACGAUUUGACUAUUGGAGGUUUAUUAUUCGUUGGGAGUGUGACAGCACUGAAUCUCUGGGAUGCAACUUCAAAUGAUGUAGAGUUGUCUCCCGUACAUAAAUGUUCAGAUGAUACUCGAGGCACUCUGUUAUCAUGGAAACAAUUUGAAGAAGUGGAGGGCCCCUUCGUGCGAAGCGUCAGUCGAUGCGAUGAUAAUGACAACUGUGCAAGUUCUCCUUGCCAGAAUGGGGGUGUUUGUCUAGAUGGACCCGACACCUUCACUUGCACGUGCAAGACUGGUUUGACGGGUGACCGGUGUGAGCUGAAUAUGGAUGAUUGCACGUGGAACUCGUGUCAGAACGGCGCUACGUGCAUAGAUGGAGUAGAUUCCUUCACGUGUCAAUGCACUUUAAAGUUUAAUGGUGUUUUUUGCGAAAUCCAAAUUGGUACGUCAUUACAGGAUUUAAUUCGUGUAUAAAUGUGUAGCCUUAAUUGAUAACGGCCUUGUUUAUGUUAGUCAAACGAUGCGAUAACAUGAAGAUGUGUUUUAUAAUAAAUUAGAAAGUAUUUGAAUUAAUACAUUGAACUUUCGAAAACUAUUGGCUUUCUGCACUUACUUUACUAUUAAAAGUUGACGGCGGUUGGACCUCCUGGGGAUUGUGGGGAUCGUGCUCAGUCACGUGUGACUCUGGACAACAGAUGCGAGCCCGGGACUGCUCUGAUCCGGCACCUGAAAAUGACGGGUCGAAUUGUACAGGCAACGAUUCUGAGAUUCAAACGUGUACUAUGUCUGACCUUUGCGUCUAUGAAUGUGACGUCGAUCCUUCCGACCCUCUUCACGGGUCCAUGAACUGCUCAUGGACGGGGCAAGGUACUCGGCAGUGUCUGCCGUUCUGUGAAGAUGGCUAUGCGUUCGACUCGGAAUUGUUUCUAGACAACAUCAUAUGCGGCCCAGACAAAGGCUUUGAGUGGAAUAUCCGCAAUACUUAAAACCCGAAUGUGCAGAUUGGAACAUGUGCAGAGAUCAAGCUCGCCGAAGGAAACACUCUGAUUUAUUCGGGUGAGUACGAAGACCUCACACCGGAAGUGUCGGUACGCGACUUGACGAAUGUGUCAACUAUUAUACGGUCAACCGUUCAGGCUGUGGUGGACGGGUUACAGUGCGUACAGAACGGACACUGCAGUUUGCGUUCACUGGCGGUGACCGGUAUGAUGGCGGGUAAUAAAGUCAGUCGACGUAAAGGAAACACUGAACUGGUUGGGUUCGAAGUUGAGAUAUCGUGCAUACCCGUAAAAGAUCCUCGGUCGUGCUAUAAUAUACUCGAGGAGGCCUACUAUACUCUCCAGCGACUAGUGAACGAGAGUCGAUUCUCCAUACUGGUGGAUCAUACGCGAUAUGAUAUUGUCUCCAACGGUUCAUCUGUUGAUGGAGAGGUUUCAUGCCCGCCAGGAACUGUGGAGAUUGAUUUCUUCUGUGUUCAAUGCGGCCCAGGCAGCUAUCCGGUAGACUACUACUGCGAGCGCUGCCCACGUGGUACCUACAAAGAGGACUUCACGAGCCCACAAUGUACGCCUUGUCCAUCAGGCUGGACCACAAAUGGACUGCAGACUCGUAACGCUUCCAUGUGUAUUGUUCAACUAUCAAGGCCCGAAGAACAUGGACAAGUAGGGAUAGUUACCGUAUCAUGUGCUGGUGCCAUAACAUUGGAAUUAGCAGUUCUCGUUUAUUGCUGCAUGCAACGCUGCAAGCAUGCUCGCCGACAUCCUACCAAAGAAAAUAAUACUGCAGAGGUGUUAGAAAUACCGAUUGCUUUAAACUCCGGGCGUCUCGUCACUGCGGAUGCUCCAACGCGCUUCCUGCAGGUCAGCCACAACUCUCCAGGUCAGCCACAACAUAACUCGGAAUGGAAGCGUAUGGCAGACCUUCUGCCAGACGGGUCAUACAUAUAUAACCCAAGUCGUUAUUGGGAUUCAGCGAAAGCCUCAUUCAUUAGUUUGAUGGGCUCAGCUAGAACGAGUAUGACCGUGCGUCGAUAAUCUGCAUCUGGCCAGAUGACUCCAAGAAGCAAAUAUCUGUAAAUAUCUGUAUAAUUGAUCACGUUAUGUAUUGUUAUGUAUCAAUUUAAAAUACAUGUUAAGGAAAAAGACAAGCCUUUUAAUACGGUAUCAUGUUAAUAACUGGCAAAAAGAGACCAAUAUCGGCUCAUCAUGUAGUUGUAUCUAUAGAUUUGACAG
This is a messenger RNA of Dreissena polymorpha, 2370 nucleotides long. Its product is annotated as sushi, von Willebrand factor type A, EGF and pentraxin domain-containing protein 1-like. The transcript has 11 exons. NCBI's taxonomy places the organism in Eukaryota, Metazoa, Mollusca, Bivalvia, Myida, Dreissenidae. The coding region runs from base 1345 to 2172 and encodes 275 amino acids. The record is from RefSeq and is a predicted model, not a curated record.